Messenger RNA from Aureobasidium pullulans EXF-150, 3153 nucleotides. Its product is annotated as glycoside hydrolase family 2 protein. Gene Ontology annotation, molecular function: beta-mannosidase activity. The record is from RefSeq and is a predicted model, not a curated record. The coding region runs from base 1 to 2808 and encodes 935 amino acids. Gene Ontology annotation, biological process: glycoprotein catabolic process; carbohydrate metabolic process. The transcript has 5 exons. NCBI's taxonomy places the organism in Eukaryota, Fungi, Ascomycota, Dothideomycetes, Dothideales, Saccotheciaceae.
AUGUUGGUUCGUAGAAUAGCUGCCAUUGCAGCAACGCUCCUCCCGAAAGUCUUUGCCCAGAAUAUCAUCAGCCUUAGUGGCCACGACUGGAUCUUGUCAAACUCGGACUUGAACAUUUCCUGCCCUGCCUCAUUGCCAUCUCAAGCUCAUCUUGACCUUCACGCCUGCCAGGUCAUAGGGUCGCCAUACUAUGGCCUAAAUGAUUUCAACCUUCGGUUUGUAGCCUGGGCCAAUUGGACAUAUACCAGUGCUCCCAUUUCCAACCUCCAAGCCAAUUCAUCUUCAACAUGGCUAGUGUUCAAUGGACUGGACACCUUCACAAGCAUAUCAUUCUGCGGAGAGCACGUUGCCGCAACAAACAACCAGUUCCGUCAGUACUAUUUCGAUGUCUCGGCCAUCUUCGACGACUGCCAGGACGACCCAGUUCUUAGUGUCAAUUUCGGAAGUGCUCCAAAAAUAACACAGGAAACCGCAGACGAACCUGGUCAAGAGACAUGGCCAUACGGGAUCGAGAUCAUGUAUGAGUUCCCGAACAGGCAAUUUAUGAGGAAAGAACAGAACGAUUUUGGAUGGGAUUGGGGUCCAGCCUUUGCUCCUGCAGGUCCAUGGUAUGUGCAACCAGCAUGGAUAGUGCAAUUGAACAACCCAGAGGUCUACAUCAGGAACUCUCUUGUCGAUAUCUAUCGCCAAGGACAGCUAAACAACCUACCUCCAGAUCAGAGCCAGCCAUGGGUUGUGAAUGCUAGUCUGGACUACUUCGGAGCGAUUCCGAAUGGUGCAUCUCUACGCUAUAUCAUCUCUACUCCUGACAAUACUGCUGUUUCGAGCGGGUCGUUAUCAAACAUUAAUAUAACCCAGGGUACAGUGACAGGAUCGACAGUGGUCGACUCUUCUCUUUUCGAGCUAUGGUGGCCGAGUGGCUUAGGACCACAAACACUGUACAACAUGACCAUAACUCUCGAGGACAGCCGGAACAACACACUAGCAAGUGUCAACAAAAGGACCGGUUUCCGCACCAUUGUCCUGAACGAGAACCCGAUCAGCCAAGCACAACUUGAUCAAGGGAUAGCACCAGGCAACAACUGGCACUUCGAGAUCAACGGACAUGAGUUCUAUGCUAAAGGCUCAAACUUCAUCCCACCUGAUCCUUUCUGGCCUACUGUCACCGAGGAAAGAAUGCGAACGCUUUUCGAGGCCGUAGUUGAGGGGAAUCAAAACAUGCUUCGCAUUUGGUCUAGUGGAGCAUACCUUCCCAGUUUCAUCUAUGAUCUUGGAGAUGAGUAUGGUAUCCUCCUUUGGAGCGAGUUUGAGUUCGGAGAUGCUCUGUAUCCUGUGGAUGAACUUUUCCUCGAUAACGUGAGGGAAGAGGCAGAAUACAAUGUGCGACGAGUCAACCACCAUCCCUCACUGGCUGCCUGGAUGGGAGGCAACGAACUGGAAAAUUUGGAGUUGGCGAACGUUAACAACACAGCUCCAGAAGAGUAUGAUCGCUACGUGUCUGAGUAUGAGAAGCUGUUCCUCGACACUCUUCUUCCAGUAGUAUUCGGCAACUCUCGAAGUAUCAGCUACGCACCCUCUAGCACAAGCAAUGGGUGGCUGGAGCUCAAUUUCUCCAACCCGAUCCCCAUCGUUGAGCGAUACAACAACCUGACCGAAGGGUCAGUAUACGGCGAGACAGAUCAUUACAAUUAUGAUCCGACCGUCGCUUUCAACCUCUCCUCAUACCCUAUCGGUCGUUUCUCAAACGAAUUCGGGUACCACUCCAUGCCCUCCCUCCAGAGCUGGCAACAAGUGAUCCCAGAAUCCCAGCUCUACUUCAACUCUUCCUACGUCCAGCUACGCAAUCGCCACUACCCACCUGGCGGUCUAAACACCACAAACUACUAUAACAGCAGUCUUGGAAUGGGCGAGAUGACAAGAGCUGCUAUUGAGUGGUAUCCUGUGCCAAACAAGAUUGAUAGUGUGGCCAAUUUCUCUGCUUGGUGUCAUACUACGCAGAUCUUCCAGGCAGAUUUCUAUCGCUCGCAGAUUGAGUUUUAUCGCAGAGGUAGUGGACUUCCUGAGCGUCAGUUGGGAUCUUUGUAUUGGCAACUUGAGGACCAGUGGACGGCACCCACCUGGGCAGGCAUCGAAUAUGACGGUGAGCUUGGAGCUGGCCGCUGGAAAGUGUUGCACUACAUUGCAAAGGACGCAUACCAACCAGUCAUCAUCGCACCAUACUAUAAUGUCACGACAGGUGAUUUGGAAGUAUACGUAACCUCUGAUCUCUGGCAAGCCGUGUCAGGAACAGCUAGCUUCAGCUGGUACGACUGGUCAGGUAAUCGCCUAAACAUCUCAGCAGCACCCAGCGCACAAGUCAACGUGGGCGCCAUCAACUCCACACGCGUGCUUUCGACCAACACUUUCGACAUCUUGAACAGCACUGGCUUCAACUACUCGGAUGUGUUGCUGCACAUGGAAACGACAGUCCAAGGUAUGAUGCCCAACAGCAAUCAGAGCAAGACAUUCACACAUGAAAACUGGUUCCACGCGUCUCCAUUGUCGACAGCAGCGAUGGUAGAUCCUGGGCUUGAGUUGUCGUAUUUGAACAGCACCAAGAACUUCAGUAUAACUGCGACUUCUGGUGUGGCUGCUUGGGUGUGGAUAGACUAUCCAGCAGGCGCUGUGGUUACUUUUGAUAGCAAUGGAUUCUGGUUGCUGCCAAACCAGACACGUGAAGUUGGGUACAAAGUCAAGGCCGACUCUACUGAGGGUGGAUGGAUUCAAGGAGUCUCGGUGGAGAGUCUGUACAAUAACACGAUUGCGUGAUGAGUUGCUCGUGGAGAGUAAGCACUUCUUGCCUUCUCACUAGCCGUAAUACAAAUCUCAAAAGCAGUCGUGCGUUAUGACAGACAGCCAACAAAUGACUUGCCGGUGGGGUGUGAUGCUGGCCAGUAUGUUCGUUCUGCAUGGGUUCGAGACAUUUGAGUGACGGGACUCAGUUUAAGAUGUUUCCUCAGUCGUGCCUUCCUUAGAUUUGGCUCGGCGUUGCUCUUGCCACUCAGACCUGUAGGGAAGCUCGCCAUCGACCGCUCCACGUUGCGAAAAAGCGAGCAGAGAAACGUAAUCGUCAAAUUUUGCCACUUGGUUCACAAUGCCAUCGAUUAAAUAAUU